GGACACAGCCUUGGCUGGGUAACACUCAAGACCAUGACGGUGCUGUCACAUGUAGGGGACAGCCCGGUGCUGCUGGGCACUGAUAGGCUCUCAGGCUGGGCUAGACUUUCUUUCCACUUAAACAUUAAUCAUGAGCUUAACUAUUUUGUCUGCAUUUGACCUUUUUUAACAGAGGUCAUUACUUCCAAGCUGGUUAAAUCUCACUAGAGCAAGUGCUGGUUUCCCGCUUUUAGGAACCCAAAAGAGAGGGAAUGAGGGGAAAUGAGGACAGGAGUGUGCUAAAGGAACAAAGCAGUGGAAGGCACAGGUGCACGGGAGAGGAAUGAGGGAUCCAGGCCAGCAGCAUUGGUGCUUAGCAUCAGCAGAGGCUUUGCGCUGGUGCUCCCAUGGCCGAACACUCCACCACCAGUUAGGAGAGGGGUCCAGGGAAGUACAGCACUGCCGGUUUUGGGCAUCCACUUGUGAUGGAGAGAGUGAAGCAAACUCUCCUGGGACUUCCGCAUGUGGCCAAUUCACAGGGAGCACAGCGGAGCCAAACCCUCCUGGGGAGUGACAGCUGUGGCGUCAUUGCCGUUAAUGGUUGCCAUCACACCACAGCUGGGCUUGGCACGGGUUUCUGGAGCCCAUUGCCAGUUUCUACCAUGCCCGCCUCCGCAUAUGGUGCAGGAUUUCAAUGUUUAACCAGGGUGCUCUCCUGGCUGUAAGGGAUGUGCAUGGGAAGGUUUUAGGCACAACUUGCUAAUGAGCGAUCUAUUUCACACUGCUUCAUGCGGGUACACGAGGUACACUGAGCUGCCAGGUGGUGAGGGGACCAUGAUGGGCCAUUUUGGUAGCUCGAGCAGCUCCGGGGCAAAGCAGGCAGCAGAGGGGGUGUCAUUGCAUGGCUGUGGCAGAUCCAGAGGCACCAACACUGCUCCCUGGGUGGCAGGAGGGAAAUGGAGGCAGGAGGCACAUCCGCUUGGCAUCCUUUCCCCACAGCCCUGAGCACAGAACGCACACCGAGGGGCCCAGGCUCUGGCUGCCUGAUAAUGGUGCCUUUGUGCUGCUGCUGACUCAGGGCUUUUUGCCGGCCCCGUGACCCAUUGGUGGGGGACACUGCAAGGGGGGACACAGCCAGCGGCAGGGGACAGGACUGCGCUGCACGGGAGCGGGUGAGUGCCUGAGCUUUAUCUGCAGGGUGCUGGGCAAAGCCACUGGGCAGAAUGCAGGUGAGUGCCCCAGCCAACAGCAUGGAGCAGGCAGCACUCCUGGGCUUUGGUGGGAAUGCAGCAGAGGAUGGGGAGGGGCUGAUGGGAUCCCAUCCCUCAGCUCAGAGGACGUGCAUGGGGACAGCUCUGUCACCUCUGUCUUCCACUCUGGCCUGGCCAGCUUGGGUUUGCAGAAAUCCCUCCAACCAGCAGCGUGGAGAGCGGCUUUCUCUUUUCUUUUGGCAGCACCGUGUCUCCUCCAGCCCCUUCCCCCAGCCCCACCUCGCUGGGGGCUGCCCCUCUCUCCCCCGCAGGAACCAUGGGCUCCCGGCACUUCCCUGCCCGGACCGUGCUUUUUGAGAAGGAGUCGACCGGCGUCACGUACCGCGUGCCAGCCCUGCUCUACCUGCCCUGCGUGGCCAAGCUGUUGGCCUUUGCUGAGGAGCGGCUGAGCGCCGACGAUGCCCAUGCCAACCUGCUGGUGCUGCGCCGUGGCACCGUCUAUGGCAGCUAUGUAGAGUGGGAAGACAUGCGAGUACUGGAGACAGCGGCACUGCAGCACCACCGCUCGAUGAACCCCUGCCCGCUCUAUGACGAGUUCACCGGCACCCUCUUCCUCUUCUUCAUCACGGUGCUGGGCAGGACACCCGAAGCCUUCCAGAUUGUCACUGGGCAGAACGUCACCCGUCUCUGCUGCGUCACCAGUGCCGAUCAGGGCCUGAGCUGGAGCAAGGCCACUGACCUGACGCAGCAGGUCAUCGGCAGGGCCAUCAAAGAAUGGGCCACCUUCGCGCUGGGCCCUGGGCACGGGAUCCAGCUGCGCUCUGGCCGGUUGCUGGUGCCCGCCUACAGCUACCACAUCGACUGCAAGGAAUGUUUCGGGCAGCUCUGCAAGACCACCCCGCACUCCUUUGCCUUCUACAGCGACGACCACGGCCAGGGCUGGCGCUAUGGGGAGUUCAUACCCAACCUGCAGACGGGAGAGUGCCAGUUGGUCUCGGUGGAUGAGGAGGAUGGCUCCAACGUCCUCUACUGCAAUGCCCGCAGCUCCCUGGGCUUCCGCGUCCAGGCGCUGAGCACUGACGAUGGGGCCGUCUUCCAUGGGGGGCAGCUGGUCCCGCGGCUGGUUGAGCCCCCCCAUGGCUGCCACGGCAGCAUCAUUGGCUUCCCCGCACCUUUGGUGUACGGGCCCUGGCCCCGCUUGGCUCCACGGGCGCUCCCUGCCAUGGCCAGCAGCAGCAGGACUUCAACACGGCCUCACAGCUGUGCCUCGCUCCAAGGGGACCCCAAAGCCACCUCUGGGCCCUUCUUCCAGACACCGACGUGGGUGCUCUACUCCCACCCCACCAGCUCCAUGUCGCGGGUCAACAUGGGGGUUCAUCUCAGCACCUUCCCCAGGGAUGCAAACAGCUGGACUGAGCCCUGGGUCAUCUACGAGGGCCCAAGCGCUUACUCAGACCUGGCUUACAUGGAGCUGCCCCACAGCCAGUUCCCCGUCUCUGGUGGCCCGGCCAUUGCUUUUGCCUGCCUGUACGAGAACGGGAAGCGCUCGCCCUACGAGCAGAUUUCAUUCAGCAUGUUCACGCUGCACGACGUGCUCCAGAACAUCCCCCUGACGGCUGCAGUGCCCCGCAGGAAGCGGAGGCGUAGGAGUUGUUGUGUCUCUUAGAGCCGCCCGCAAUGUCCCCUGGCAUGGGCCAGCUGGGGGCAGAUGGGGAUGACUACCACCGGUGGCCAGGCUGGAGCUGGUGGCAGCUGGGGACAGCCUGCCAUGAGCCCUGUGGGACUGCGAGCUGUGUUGAUGUACACCGGCUCAGGAGCUGGAGGCUGGACCAUGUUGAGAGCUGCUGUCCCAGAACAGGGUUUUAUCUCAUUUUUAUUGCUAUUUUUUAAUUACAUGGUGGUUGGGCUUAUGGGUUCAUGCUGAUAUGACCGUGUGUCAUCCCUGUUCUCAGCCAUUGUCCCUCUGUCCUACCAGCCUUGCACCUCCC
Messenger RNA from Numida meleagris (helmeted guineafowl), 3178 nucleotides. It is a transcript of the gene NEU4, whose product is annotated as neuraminidase 4. Gene Ontology annotation, biological process: ganglioside catabolic process; oligosaccharide catabolic process. The record is from RefSeq and is a predicted model, not a curated record. Gene Ontology annotation, molecular function: exo-alpha-sialidase activity. The transcript is spliced from 3 exons. Gene Ontology annotation, cellular component: membrane; cytoplasm; lysosome. NCBI's taxonomy places the organism in Eukaryota, Metazoa, Chordata, Aves, Galliformes, Numididae. Bases 1507 to 2856 code for a protein of 449 amino acids.